Leptosomus discolor (cuckoo roller) is the source of this 353-nucleotide messenger RNA. NCBI's taxonomy places the organism in Eukaryota, Metazoa, Chordata, Aves, Leptosomiformes, Leptosomidae. The record is from RefSeq and is a predicted model, not a curated record.
UUUUGAUGUGGACAAUGGUACGUCAUCAGGACGAAGUCCCUUGGAUCCCAUGACGAGCCCUGGGUCGGGGCUAAUUCUUCAGGCAAACUUUGUCCACAGUCAACGUAGGGAGUCUUUCCUUUACCGUUCAGACAGUGACUAUGACCUAUCUCCAAAGUCCAUGUCCAGGAACUCCUCCAUUGCCAGUGAUAUACAUGGAGAUGACUUGAUUGUGACACCAUUUGCUCAGGUGCUGGCCAGCCUGCGUACUGUACGGAAUAACUUUGCUGCAUUAACGAAUUUACAAGAUCGGGCACCCAGCAAACGAUCACCAAUGUGUAACCAACCAUCUAUUAACAAAGCAACUAUAACUG